AUGCUUGAGUCACGAUCAUACCAAGAAGGUAGUCUGUGGUUCUACGCGCCGAACAAAGGUGCCGCCAUUGCCUUCGCGAUCCUCUUCGCCAUAUCGGGUACCAUUCAUGCCUAUCAGAACAUAAGGUACAAGUCCUGGAAAGUGACCGGUCUUCUACCAUGGGCGGCACUUCUCUUCACCGCAGGGUUUAUCAUGCGCACGAUUGGCGCCUUUGGUCAAUGGGGCAACGUUGGCGUAUUCAUUGCUAGCCAGGUCCUCCUUCUUGUUGCACCGCCUGUCUAUGAAGGUGCCAACUACUUCAUUCUUGGACGAAUGCUGUACUAUAUCCCAUACCACUCCCCCAUCCAUCCAGGCCGGGUAUUCACCACCUUUGUGGCGGUCGGCGUUGCCAUUGAGGCCAUCACUGCGAAUGGAGCCGUCCGAGUUGCGGGUGGCGAUUCCACACCCUCCUCAGUGAAAACCGGCAAGGCAUUGCUCAAAGCGGCCCUUAUUCUGCAGAUCGCCUUGAUGGUCGCAUUCAUGGCCUUGGCUGGAAGGUUCCAUCACAAUUGCUCCAAAGGUCGAGUGCUCAACCACAAGAUCAAACGCACCCUGAUCGUCCUCUAUACCAGCUCUACGCUCAUCACUAUUCGAACCAUCUACCGUACUGUCGAAUACUUCACUGCGGCAAGCUUGAACACUUACACUGAUAUCCAGCAUAUCAGCCCAGUCCUGAAGCAGGAAUGGUUCUUCUGGUUUUUUGAAGUGGUGUUCAUGUACAGCAACACGACCUUGCUGAAUGUCUUCCAUCCCAUGCAAGCAUUGCCUCGCUCGAACAAGAUCUACUUGGCCGAAGAUGGUGUGACUGAGAUUGAGGGACCAGGAUAUGAUGAUCCCCGUCCCUGGUUCGUUACGCUCGUUGAUCCAUUUGAUAUUUACGGUUUGAUUGUUCACCGCGGCAGGAAGGAGAAGUACUGGGAGUCGAGCCAGGCACAGCAAGGAAAUACUUCUCAUGUUGCGCAGGAGGCAUAA
This is a messenger RNA of Penicillium daleae, 1011 nucleotides long. RefSeq names its product putative RTA1 domain protein. The record is from RefSeq and is a predicted model, not a curated record. Bases 1 to 1011 code for a protein of 336 amino acids. Gene Ontology annotation, cellular component: membrane. Lineage: Eukaryota; Fungi; Ascomycota; Eurotiomycetes; Eurotiales; Aspergillaceae. The transcript is spliced from 4 exons.